ACUCACCACGAAUUCAAGGUGGCGGCGAGGAACCCGGCAGUCACGGCGGUUGCCACCGUCAGGCGUUCAUCUUCCCUUCGGAAUGUCUCUAAAAGGAAGAAGGGUUCCGGUACUGUCCGAAGAACGAGCAGUUUUAGUUUGCUUGCAAGACCAAGUAAACCAGGAGAUCGCCUUACAGUGGAAACUUUGCAGGCGUUAUCUCCCUUUGAUGUAACCGGAAAUGAUGUUGUUUCAGGAGCUGCGCGAGCUCUUCUUCUGAACAAAGUGAAAAUGGAGAAACACGUGCAUGAUCUUUUCUUUCCUCACGAGACAAAUGAUCCGCUAUUGGAUAAUUUUGACACUCGGGGAUUUCCGGUAGACAAACUCGGAACUGCUCUUGUGGCACAGGCUAUUUCUAUUAACAAAGACGAUCACAAGUUUCACUCUAUGAUUGAUAAGCGCGCCCUGGCGGACGUUCUUGAAGAACUAUACAACAGCCUUCAUUGGAAGAAACUAGGGUUUUGCCUAUAUACAUUGCUGUACCCAGAUGAAGUGCGGAACGAUGUCUUAGGGAUUUGUCUCCGUGACUUUAUCGAGGAUCGAGGUCACGUUUGGGCGGAGAAAUUGCUCUCGCACAUCAUGGAACCCCGGUGGACGGCGAUGUGGCAAUACAAGAUCGUGCGAGGCCAGACUUCAGAAGAGAAAUAUAACCGCGAGAUGAACGCUCUCUUUGUUAAGCUACAUCUACUGGACCCACAGUCCGUUAUACCCGCCUAUCAGUUCUUACUCAAUCAACGAGCUUUGCCAACCGUAAACUUAGAGUUAGCUACCCGGAACUACCUUGGGGAUGCCAUAGAUUGUGCGGAGAUAGAGGAAGAAGUGCUGGACGCCAUAACGAGGUCGAGCAUGCCUAUUAAUGUGUCCAGAUUGAGUCUAUCGGACAUCGAAAUAUUCUACGGUGUGGAAGUGGACGAAUUUAUUGUGACGUGGUGUCGGAACAUUGGUGUGUGGAGCGGAAACAGGGCGGACAAUAGUCGAACAUCGAAACCACGUGACAGAUGUUGUGUAAUGUGAUCUCGCGUACCACGUGAUUUUUACAGGACACGUCAUUACCUAAAGUAUUCUUUAUUUUAUCAGAACAAAAACCUUUAUUUGUUCGCAUAUGAUGUCAUAAACGUUCACACUGUUUUGUAAUGUAUAUAGUCACAUAAACACAUUGUGGAA
Messenger RNA from Mizuhopecten yessoensis (Yesso scallop), 1203 nucleotides. RefSeq lists its product as uncharacterized. The record is from RefSeq and is a predicted model, not a curated record. Lineage: Eukaryota; Metazoa; Mollusca; Bivalvia; Pectinida; Pectinidae. The annotation marks the transcript as partial. The transcript has 4 exons.